Molecule: messenger RNA, 363 nt
Organism: Colletotrichum truncatum
Lineage: Eukaryota; Fungi; Ascomycota; Sordariomycetes; Glomerellales; Glomerellaceae
Source: RefSeq, a predicted model, not a curated record
AUGGAUCCGCUCCGCUCCGUCACUGCGUUGUUGAAUAUCAGGUACCGUCACGGGAGCCAGAGGCUGCCGUCAUCCGCGCUCUUUAUCCAUGUAUGGUUGUCUAACGAGACGCCGCUUGGCUGGGGGAGUCGGCGUUUUGUCGACCGGACUGAUGUCGUCUUUGACGAGGGCAUCGACGUUGCACUUUGCUUGAAGGGUAAUACCAACAUCACACGCGACGAAUACGCGGCGCCCGAGUUACGACUCUGUGACUCUGUUCCAUUCCGGUACUACGCCACUUUUGAAGUCUACACGCAACUGUCUGUCUGUCUAGUGUCCUAUAGCCUCAUUGCAAAUGAGGAAUACAUCCUGGCAAUGAGAUAG